This is a messenger RNA of Apodemus sylvaticus (European woodmouse), 1065 nucleotides long. RefSeq names its product hyaluronan and proteoglycan link protein 1 (gene Hapln1). Gene Ontology annotation, biological process: cell adhesion. Gene Ontology annotation, molecular function: hyaluronic acid binding. Bases 1 to 1065 code for a protein of 354 amino acids. NCBI's taxonomy places the organism in Eukaryota, Metazoa, Chordata, Mammalia, Rodentia, Muridae. The transcript has 4 exons. The record is from RefSeq and is a predicted model, not a curated record.
AUGAGAAGCUUACUUUUCCUGGUGCUGAUUUCAGUCUGCUGGGCUGACCACCUUUCAGACAGCUACACUCCAGAUCCAGACAGAGUUAUUCACAUCCAAGCCGAAAAUGGCCCCCGUCUACUUGUGGAAGCAGAACAAGCCAAGGUGUUCUCUCACAGAGGAGGCAACGUGACACUGCCAUGUAAAUUUUAUCGAGACCCUACAGCAUUUGGCUCAGGAAUCCACAAAAUCCGCAUCAAGUGGACCAAGCUAACUUCAGAUUACCUCAGGGAAGUGGAUGUCUUUGUUUCCAUGGGAUAUCACAAGAAGACCUAUGGAGGCUAUCAAGGUCGAGUGUUUCUGAAGGGAGGCAGUGAUAAUGAUGCCUCCCUGGUCAUCACAGAUCUCACUCUGGAGGAUUAUGGGAGAUAUAAGUGUGAAGUGAUUGAAGGACUAGAAGAUGAUACUGCUGUGGUGGCAUUGGAGUUACAAGGUGUGGUGUUCCCUUACUUUCCACGACUGGGACGCUACAAUCUUAACUUCCAUGAGGCACGCCAGGCUUGUCUGGACCAGGAUGCUGUGAUUGCUUCCUUCGACCAGCUGUACGAUGCCUGGCGGGGCGGGCUGGACUGGUGCAAUGCCGGCUGGCUCAGUGACGGAUCUGUGCAAUACCCCAUCACCAAACCACGAGAACCCUGCGGGGGCCAAAACACAGUGCCUGGAGUCAGGAACUACGGGUUUUGGGACAAGGAUAAAAGCAGAUACGAUGUUUUCUGUUUUACAUCCAACUUCAACGGCCGAUUUUACUACCUGAUCCACCCCACCAAGCUCACCUAUGACGAAGCGGUGCAAGCUUGUCUCAAUGACGGUGCUCAGAUUGCGAAAGUGGGCCAGAUAUUUGCUGCCUGGAAGCUUCUGGGCUAUGACCGCUGCGAUGCCGGCUGGCUGGCCGAUGGUAGUGUCCGCUACCCGAUUUCUCGGCCAAGAAGGCGCUGCAGUCCUACUGAGGCUGCAGUGCGCUUUGUGGGUUUCCCAGAUAAGAAACAUAAGCUAUACGGGGUCUAUUGCUUCAGAGCAUACAACUGA